AUGGAACCCAACGGUGCCGACAUAUCCCUCUACUACGAGGUUGCACCGGAAACACCACCGCUUACACUCGAGUCACUUGCUGAACUGGACAUGUCAAGAAUCAUUAACAACCCGAAACUGCGUCAUGAUGUCAACUUUGACCGCGAGUUACAUUUUCGGCCUAACCUAGAUGGAUCAAAAGGGCGAGAGAAACUGCAAGCUGCCGAUCAGUACUGGCUGGCACUUGAAGGAGAGCUUUUCAUGUACCGGUUUGCGGCGGAGCGGAAGGCACAGUCCUCAGAUCCCACACAGAAAACGUACUGGAACCGCAUUCACCAGGGCACACAGCGGCGAUUGCGGCAAGUGUUCGAAACGGUCCGAGAUAUUCUUCAGACGCUAGUUCCGGACCACGAGCAGAAGCGUGUUGCGGCACGGUUGGACGUAGACUUAAUCAUGCAGGAGAUCAUGAACGGCGUCUGCGAUCUCAUAGAUCUCAGUAGCUGGCUGGCCAAGGUUCUAAAAGCGCACUGUGCACCCAUGCGCGAUGGGCUUGUCGACGCAAUGCAAGCUGCCAUCGAGUGCGGCACGCUUGAAGGCAGGAACGACAAACUGGUAAGCGGCCUCCGGCAGCUACUCGCGAUACUGGAAGCCAUGAAGCUUGAUGUGGCAAACCAUCAAAUCCGGCACAUGCGCCCACUGCUCAUUGACGACACCGUCAACUUCCAACGAAAGUACAACGCUCACAGAGUGGCUUCAGGCAAGGUCAACGUAUCACGGUGUCAGCAAUGGUUGCAAAACGAGAUCGAGCUUCUCGGCAGCCGUGGAUCGGAAGAGGCCAAGCCAACUCCGCUUACCGCACUAACGUCAGCACUGCUGGCGGAUAUUCUAUUUAACGAAGCGCAUAGUUUCCCGCAGACGUUCUAUCUCGACCAUGAGCGCUUGCGUGUCAUUCGCACGGACGUGCGUAGCAUCAUCUGCCACGCCCUUUGUCGCGAGUUCCUUGCGGAGCUAACGCCUGCUUGGGUUUCGAGGACCGAAUUGCUGAAGGCUCAAGCUUUACUGCAAUGCGCAGUAUCGGCUGUGGUCGGCAUGUCAGGACGUUUUGCCGAACGCGUCGAGAAUAUCGCCGUUGAGAUUGUGCGCGUACUGCUCGUUCUCCAAGGUCGCUACCCGCCCUUCGACAGCACAUUGCUCACCAUGGUCGAGCAAAAGUUACGCCAGAAGUUUCAGCCGGUGUCGGCGGCCUUCGACGAGCUUGCUAAGAGCACUCGUCUACGGUUACUGCCGAAGCUGAUAGCCAGCAUCGAGAUGCAUCUUCGUAUGUCCGCACUAGAGCUACAAGAUGCGCUCGUGGCGUCUCCAGUCCACCAUCGUUUACCACCACCGCCAUUCGGCAUGGGCGCUGUUUGCGCACCGGCUACACCGGCGAAGCAGUAUGAUCCGGACGAGGAUAUUGUCAGGCGCCUGACGCACGUUGUAUGUUUGCACUGGCACGUCUGGGCGGACAUUGUCUACCUCGCGCAUCACGAAUACCCUGACGACUUGGACUACGACUCCAUCUCACGCACCAGCUCGCCAACCCUCGUCUCUGCCAGCUCAAGCCCCACGAUUCCCGUAGCGCAGGCAGUCUACGCACCUGGGAGGAAAUGGCUACCAGAUGGUGUGACCGUUACCGAGGUUCCAAAUAGCAGGCCUCCUAUUUCGUCGACGUUCGAGCCAGCCGUCCUACCGGAGCCAGGAUGCACUAAGGGCGAGGAAAGCGACGAACAACCUGAGCAAGAUCCAUAUGACGCGCAACAGCAGCAGCCAGCUUGA
Molecule: messenger RNA, 1794 nt
Organism: Baudoinia panamericana UAMH 10762
Lineage: Eukaryota; Fungi; Ascomycota; Dothideomycetes; Mycosphaerellales; Teratosphaeriaceae
Exons: 1
Coding region: 1-1794 (597 amino acids)
Source: RefSeq, a predicted model, not a curated record